This is a messenger RNA of Sinocyclocheilus grahami, 759 nucleotides long. RefSeq names its product probable aminopeptidase NPEPL1. The transcript has 5 exons. Gene Ontology annotation, molecular function: manganese ion binding; metalloaminopeptidase activity. The record is from RefSeq and is a predicted model, not a curated record. Gene Ontology annotation, cellular component: cytoplasm. Gene Ontology annotation, biological process: proteolysis. The coding region runs from base 16 to 702 and encodes 228 amino acids. NCBI's taxonomy places the organism in Eukaryota, Metazoa, Chordata, Actinopteri, Cypriniformes, Cyprinidae.
GUUGACUUCUGUUGCAUGUCUCAGGGCUUUAAGGACAAUCUUCAUGCGGUUUUCUGCCUAGCUGAGAACUCAGUGGGACCUACAGCCACUCGACCAGAUGAUAUACACACACUGUACUCCGGAAAAACAGUGGAGAUAAACAACACCGAUGCUGAAGGAAGGCUGGUGCUCUCUGAUGGUGUUGUAUAUGCAAGCAAAGAUCUUUCUGCAGACAUCAUACUGGACAUGGCAACACUGACCGGCGCUCAGGGAAUCUCCACGGGGAAGUAUCACGCUGCUGUGAUGACCAACAGUGAGCAGUGGGAAGCCGCUUGUGUGAGAGCGGGCCGCAGCAGCGGAGACCUGGCACAUCCUCUGGUCUACUGCCCCGAGCUUCACUUCAGUGAAUUCACCUCAGCUGUGGCUGACAUGAAGAACUCUGUGGCGGACCGUGAGAAUGCACAGAGCUCCUGUGCUGGCCUCUUCAUUGGCUCUCAUCUGGGUUUUGAUUGGCCAGGCAUUUGGGUACAUGUGGACAUCGCUUCACCAGUCCACGCUGGAGAGCGUGCCACAGGUUUCGGUGUGGCCAUGCUCUUGGCUCUGUUCGGCCAGGCGUCUGAGGACCCCUUGCUCAACUCUGUGUCGCCGUUGGGUGCCACCACAGCCAAAACUGCCUCUGAAGACCACAUGGAGAGGGACUGCAAGAGGAGGAGACUAGUCUAAGAUGAUUUCAAACUGUUUUUAAUCUUCAAAAUGAUUAAAUCUCAGUCACGCCUUGUA